GGCAGAGCAACUUGUUGAAUAUUGCUUUGUACAAUUCCACCUGGGCACUUUCUUGAAUCUAACUAAAUUACUUUAUUCUUAGUCUCCUUUGUCUCUACAGGUUAUGGGAGCAUAUUUUGAGAAACUCGCGUCUAAAUCUUUUGCAGUUUAUUCAAUUGCAGUGACAGAAACAGAAAACAGAACUUGGAACCUAUCAUGGCAUGCCGAUGAGAUUAAUAAACCUGUUUCAGGGCAGGAUACAUCAGAAACUGCGAACAGCUUUUCCAAUAAUGAAGAAAGUUUUAAUCAAGAAAGGCACAGGCAGGAGGAAGGAUCCAGUGAACAAGCUAAUGGGUGGCAUUCAGAUAAUGAAUUCAAUUCCAAUGGUUUUCCUCCCCGAGUGAUAAAACAUGCCGAGGAGUCCAUAGGUGAACCGUGCACAGAAGAAACACAAUCCAGAGUCGCAAUCUGAAUGGGUUAAUCAGGGUGGGUUUCGCGCAGCAAAUUUUGCAGUAGCGACUUCCAGUCAUAUGGAGGAUCUAGUUGGAAUGCCAUCUGAGGCAUUUGGUGCUUAGCUGAGUUAUAAUUCUCCAAUUUUGUGCAUAUGUUUGGCAGUAAAUAUAGUCUGUGCAUCUUUGUUUUCGAGUGA
This is a messenger RNA of Hevea brasiliensis (rubber tree), 628 nucleotides long. RefSeq lists its product as uncharacterized. The transcript has 2 exons. Bases 104 to 451 code for a protein of 115 amino acids. Lineage: Eukaryota; Viridiplantae; Streptophyta; Magnoliopsida; Malpighiales; Euphorbiaceae. The record is from RefSeq and is a predicted model, not a curated record.